Papaver somniferum (opium poppy) is the source of this 1787-nucleotide messenger RNA. RefSeq names its product receptor expression-enhancing protein 4-like. NCBI's taxonomy places the organism in Eukaryota, Viridiplantae, Streptophyta, Magnoliopsida, Ranunculales, Papaveraceae. The transcript has 5 exons. The record is from RefSeq and is a predicted model, not a curated record. Bases 763 to 1647 code for a protein of 294 amino acids.
ACUCAAGAGCAAACACGCAGAAAAAUACCUAAGGGAAGGAACCAACUUAGUCUGAACUUAUGGCAUCUCUAAUUCUUAACCCUGAAGCACUUUCCUCGCUAAAGACACAACAGUACCAUUUUCCUCCGCAAACUUCAUCAUCAGCCACCUUCAACAAUAAUACCACCAGAAAACACCAUUGUCAGCCAACCGCUGGCAUCCAGCCACAUAGAAAAACCAAGAGAUGAACAAAUUCAAUAUCCAUUCCUUGGCAUACUAAGAGAUCGGAGGAAAUGGCCCAAAAGCUUUUAUUUUCUAAGGUCCCGUUGGAGGUGGAAGCUUGGAAUCGCACCUGAGUCGUAAAGUCACUAGCGCUUAGUGGCAUUCGACUUGGCACUUGAAAGGGAUCCCCUACAGAAGGACUUGUUCUAAUUCCUGACGCAGCCACAUCAACUGCUCCUUGGUUUCUUAAAAAGGAGAUGUUUCCAAAGCCCAACGGCUACCAUAAAAAAACUCAGCAACUGCCGGGAAUUCUGUUACUUCCUUUUUUAGCACCUGACUUCCAAAAAUAACUCACUCUACUAUGGAAAGUUGCAUAUCCUCAUGCCUAAAAAUCUUUCAUCUCCAAAGAUAUUUAGUUCUACCCGCAUUGAUAUAAAUGUGAAGUUUUCCUUGGUAUGUUAAUAUCGCUUGUUGUGGCUCAGCCUUAGUUUUGCUGUAACCUUUAGCCAAAGAACUUCUCAGUCUUCUUCUUUUCAACAGAAAAGUGAGUUUUUCUAAUCAAUGGGUUCUGGGAGUUUUAUCGCGCUUAUGAUUGACGUGGCUUCUGGGCCACUAUUGUCUCUGAUUUAUCCCCUAUUUUUUACAAUCCAAGCAGUGGAAAAUGGAGCUGCAGCGGACCAUGGUCCUUUGUUGAAAUAUUGGAGUAUUUAUUCGGGUUUGGCACUCAUAGAGUACUUUCUUGAAUUUAUCAUCGAUUGGCUUCCAUGGGAUCUAGUAAUGGCGGUUAUUAACGUGUUUCUAGUUAUACCUCACUUCAACGGAGCGGAGUUGGUAUAUCAGCAAGUGAAGGCAAAAUUUUUAGAAACAAAUCCAAGCUCAUUGCUGUCUGAUUCACCACCAUUUUUGAACAAUCUCUUAAAGGACCAACUCGGCAUCAUGGAAUCUUUAGGGAAGUUCCUCAAUUCAGCACUGCAGAGCAUAACAUCUGUUUUGGGGCGUAGUAGAGAACCAUUGAGUAGAGAACCAUUGAUUCAAUCUAAUGAAUUCAGAUCCAUGCCCGCAAGGCCGAAUACCCACUACCAGAAUCCUCACACUUAUGACGUACCAGAAGAUGAAAAUAGCGGCUCACUAAGGUCUAGGUCCUAUUCCAUGAGAAAUCCUACUGUAAAUUUUGAUUCCAACCAGGACUCACAUGUGGACAACGGCGCUGCUAGGUCUCAAUCCAUGAGGUACCCUAGUUUUAACAGGGAAUCGAGCUCUACGAAUGAUAACUCGCAGUCAAAUGAUGGCAGAACUAGUGGUAGGCUGAAGACUGUGCCAUUGAGAGGUGGUGAUUACCCAGACAGCAAAUUUGCAGAGCCUAAAGCACCAAAAGAACGGGAGAUUAAAUUUCGCAGGUGGGGAAAGUCCAAGAAUAAGCCAUUGGGUAAAAUGGUGAUAUUUUAACAGUGGGUAACAACAUUAUUAACACUUGAUAAACUUGCUGUGUAAAUACACUCGUGAUAUCCACGAACAACUUAGUUGAUUGACGGUCACUACGUGCAAACAGUUUAGUUUUAUUUAUUUUUUAAGCUUUUAUUAUGUCA